GUGAGAAUGACUUCAGCAUCUGAAUAGCAAAAGACGUCAACGACCACAAAUCUCGCUUCCCCCGGCUCGCGGCUGGCGGCCAUCGCUCCUCAAGCCGCUGGAAUCGCUUCUAAUGAUGUGAGGCGAGGCACAUCGGCUCCUGAUCAACCUGCAGCCCCACUGGCGUCCCUUAGGCCUUACCCCGGCCUCAGCCUAGGGCCACUCACCACUCUCCAUUUACCAUCAUGACGUCCCUCCAAGUGAGAGGGCCGGACUUCUCGGUCACCAAGCAGAAAGCUAUUGAAGAUGCCAAGAAAAUGCAAAAGGUCGUUGCCGAGCAGUGCUCCAAGGCCGGAAAGGACACUCCCCAAUACCACCUCUCGGAACUCAUUGGCAAGGGCAGUUUCGGCCGCGUGUACAAGGCCACCUCCCUGUCGACAAACCAGCUAGUCGCCGUCAAGAUUAUCGAUAUUGAAGAGAGCGACACAGUGAACCCGAAGCUGGCCGACACGUACAGUGACCUGCUUAAGGAGAUCAACGCCCUGAAAUUGCUGAGCGAAAGCGGCGCCAAGAACGUCAACCAUGUCAUCGAAGCCGUGCCGGUCGGCCAGUCCAUGUGGAUGAUCACCGAGUAUUGUGCGGGAGGCAGUGUUUCUACCCUCAUGAAGCCGACGGCGCCCGGUGGUCUGCAAGAGAAAUGGAUCGUCCCGAUUCUGCGCGAGGUGGCCGAGGCCGUGUACUGGGUUCACCGAGAGGGCAUCAUUCACCGCGACAUCAAGUGUGCCAACAUUCUCGUCACCGAGACUGGAAACGUCCAGCUCUGUGACUUCGGCGUUGCCGGAGUCAUCGAAACCAAGUUCGACAAGCGCUCUACCGUCAUCGGCACGCCCCACUGGAUGGCACCCGAGCUCUUCGACUCUUCUGCCUCGUACGGAACCGAGGUUGAUAUUUGGGCUUUUGGUGCCAUGGUAUUCGAGAUUGCCUCGGGUAUGCCCCCCAAUGUGGUGGCCGGCAUGGACUUCAAUAGGCUAGGAUCCUACCUAAAAUCACACACGCCUCGCCUUGAGGGUGACCAGUACUCCCAGGGCCUAAAGGACCUAGUCGCGUAUUGCUUGGAGGACGAUCCCAAGAAGCGCCCCACCAUCGAGCAGGUCCAGCGCCACCGUUACAUCCACAACACCCAAGAUGCCUACCCGGUGUCCGGUCUGGCCCAUCUUGUCCGUGGCUACAAAUUGUGGGAAGCUCAAGGAGGUAUCCGCAAGUCUCUCUUCUCCGCUGGGGGAGCUCAAGGGCCUGACCUUUCGUCUCUGGGCUUCGAAAAUGACGAAUGGAACUUUAGCACCACCGCCGCAUUUGAUCAACAGACUUUCGGGAAUGGCGAUGCUCAGGAAGUGUUUGAUGUCUACGGUUCCGGCGUCGGCUUCGAGCAGGACGGGUUCGAUGAAACCUCAAGACCUCAGAAGCCGAAGUCUCGUCGACGCCCUCCGCCACACCUCCCUUCAGUGAAGGCGCCCUUGGAAAAGAUAUUCGACCCAAACACCAUCUCAAGUUAUGACGAUAACUCCCGCGCAUACUACGGAAGGCCUUUCCCCCCACCAGCCUCAGCAUCCGAUCUCCCUCUGCGAGAUGAUUCAACUCAAACACCGGGUGUCAGAGAGUCGCUGAUCGACCUCGAUGCAUCUUUGCAUGGAAGCGAUCUUUCAGAGUUUGUGGAUAUGAGCACGAUCAGGCCUACUGACUCAAGGGCAUCUAUCGACUACGACUUUGGUGACACGCAUUAUACCAGGCCUCCCAACAGCGACCCUGCGGAUCUGAGUAACAACCGCAGAACGCGAGACUGGAAGUUCCCAUCUAUGGCUGCUCCUCCUGCCUCCGCAAACCCGGAAAUGUUCAGGUUUCCCUUCAAUGAUGACAACGCUCCUAGCACCAGCCGUCUCAUUCACCCUCCUACAGAGCCACUCCAGGCCGCAGCACAGUUCAAUGAUCUUGUGGUACCUCAGGCGCCCCUGAACAACCGUGCCUCGGCUGGGAGUCUCAUCGAUCUAGACAUGAGUUUUGCAGACCCCGUCACCGAGUAUUCCAGACCGUCCACAUCACACUCGGAUGUCGGCUCUGUGGCUGGCUCAGAGGUGGGAGGUGCUAACCCAUUUGAGCUGGAGAAGCACGCAUCUCUUUAUGUGAUGCCUUCCGGCAUCCGGGAACCCUCAAUCUACGUAUCUGAUGACUCGGAGUUCUCGAGCGCUGUUGCGGAACUCACUUUCAAUGAUACCCAACACCACGACCUUCAACCACAAUUUCAACUUCCGCAGCAUCCGCAGCUCCAGCAGCAACAUAAACUACCGCCGCUGCAGCCACCACUGCUCACCACGCAACCUAUGAACAAUCAAGUUCCAAAUGAGAGGCCAUACUCUCUAAGUGAAUUCGCGGAUACGGAUCCGGAGUUCCUCACUCCUCAACAGCCCGCGGUCCCUGAGGUUCCCCGCCUCCAGCAGCCAUCCUACGAGGACCAGCAGCCGGUAGAAGAGGAAUACCGCCGUCCUAUGCCACAUCAGUCAUUCCUUCCACUACCCCCCACUGCCCCGGCACCUCAAGUUAUGGAAGGCCAGGCAUCCUCCGAGCACGUCAAGGAGGAGCUUCGGCGCAUGGCUAUGAGUCUUGGUGACCACCUCAGCCAUGCAAAUUCGUAUCUGUCGGGCUUGCCAAUUCGAAGGGCUAGUACAACAAGGAUGGAGCCUGUUGGAGAUUUGUCUUGAUUUAUCUAUGCAUCAGGGUCAACUAAAUUGCGUGCGAAAUGCUGAUUAACAGGAAUCAGCACUGGUUACAAUCAUUAGAAGCGAUCAUCUGCUCAGGAAAAGGAGCCGGCAAAUAUCUUAAUAGGAUGGAUUGGAUUUGGGUCUGCGAUGGGCGUUGGCUUAUGCGAUUUAUGACUUAGUAGCGACAGUCACAACACGAUAUAUCAAGAAUGCAUCAUAUCAAAUUUCA
Ilyonectria robusta is the source of this 2961-nucleotide messenger RNA. Its product is annotated as kinase-like domain-containing protein. Gene Ontology annotation, biological process: protein phosphorylation. Bases 225 to 2732 code for a protein of 835 amino acids. Gene Ontology annotation, molecular function: ATP binding; protein kinase activity. The transcript has a single exon. NCBI's taxonomy places the organism in Eukaryota, Fungi, Ascomycota, Sordariomycetes, Hypocreales, Nectriaceae. The record is from RefSeq and is a predicted model, not a curated record.